This is a messenger RNA of Ipomoea triloba (trilobed morning glory), 423 nucleotides long. RefSeq names its product polyadenylate-binding protein 3-like. Lineage: Eukaryota; Viridiplantae; Streptophyta; Magnoliopsida; Solanales; Convolvulaceae. The record is from RefSeq and is a predicted model, not a curated record. Gene Ontology annotation, molecular function: RNA binding. The transcript has 3 exons. The annotation marks the transcript as partial.
UGUGUUCACAUACUGCUUCCUUUGCCUGUUUUUCACCCAAUUUUAUCGCAACAGGUUGAUUAUGCAUGCACCCCGGAGGAAGUUCAACAACACUUCCAGGCAUGUGGUACUGUGAACCGAGUUACUAUUCUGACUGAUAAGUUUGGUCAGCCUAAAGGCUUUGCAUAUGUGGAGUUUGUUGAACAAGAGGCUAUUCAGGAGGCACUCCAGUUGAAUGAAUCUGAACUGCAUGGGCGCCAGUUGAAGGUUAUGCCCAAGAGGACCAAUGUUCCAGGAAUGAAGCAAUUCCGCCCAAGGCGUUUCAAUCCUUAUAUGGGGGGAUACAGGUUCAGGAGGCCUUAUGUCCCCCCAUACUUCUAUUCCCCAUAUGGAUAUGGGAAGGUUCCAAGUUCAGGAGGGUCAUCACCAUAUACACCGUAUUAA